AUCGACCUUCAUGGCCUUCGCGCCCAUGGGGCCUGAGGCCUCGUUCUUCGAGGUUUUGGACCAACACAGGGCUUCCCUGCUGGCCACCCUGAGGAGAGGCAGCCAUGAGCCCCCUUGUGGGGGUACCCGCCCCACCUCUAGUUCCGAGGUUCUUGCAUCUAUUGAACAUAUCAUCCAAGACAUAAUCGCAAGCUUGGCAAGGAAUGAAGCACCUGUAUUCUCUGUAGACAACAGAUCAAGCUGGGAAAAUAUAAAGUUUGAAGAUUCUGUGGGUCUUCAGAUGGUAUCUCAUUGUACCACAAGAAAAAUCAAAAGUGAUUCACCAAAAUCAGUUCAAAAUUUCGCUCUAAUUCUGAAAAUAUUGUCUGUGAUUUACAAAUUAGUACAAAGCAACACUUAUGCAACCAAAAGAGACAUAUAUUACACUGACAGCCAACUCUUUGGUAGCCAGACUAUUGUGGACAAUAUAAUCAAUGAUGUUUCUUGUAUGCUGAAAGCGCCGAGGAGGAGUCUGCAUAUAUUGUCUACAUCGAAAGGGUUAAUUGCCGGCAACUUAAGCUUCACUGAGGAAGAUGGCAGCCGAGUGAACUGUGCCGGCUGCUCGACGGCUGUUGCUGUGCCAUCUAAUAUUCAAGGACUUCGGAAUUUCAUUACAGAUGCAAAAUUUCUAUUAAUUGUGGAAAAAGAUGCGACAUUCCAGCGUCUCCUAGAUGAUAACUUCUGCAGCAGAAUGUCUCCGUGCAUCAUGGUUACGGGAAAGGGAGUGCCUGACCUGAACACAAGACUUCUAGUCAAGAAGCUGUGGGAUCUGUUUCACCUCCCUCUCUUCACUCUUGUGGAUGCUGACCCACAUGGCAUGGAGAUCAUGUGCAUCUAUAAGUACGGAUCGAAGUCUAUGUCUUUUGAAGCCCAUAAUCUCACAGUUCCAGCGAUUAGAUGGCUUGGUCUCCUCCCUUCUGAUAUUAACAGAUUAAAUAUUCCUAAGAGCACUUUAAUUCCACUGACAAAACGGGACCAGAUGAAGCUGGACAGUAUCCUGAGGAGACCUUACAUUACCUGCCAACCAUUUUGGAGAAAAGAAAUGGAAAUAAUGACAGCGUCGAAAAUGAAGGCAGAAAUUCAAGCUUUGACCUUCAUAUCAUCUGAUUACCUUUCCAGAGUAUACUUACCUAACAAAUUAAAGUUUGGAGGAUGGAUAUAA
This is a messenger RNA of Orycteropus afer afer, 1201 nucleotides long. It is a transcript of the gene SPO11, whose product is annotated as SPO11 initiator of meiotic double stranded breaks. Gene Ontology annotation, molecular function: ATP binding; DNA topoisomerase type II (double strand cut, ATP-hydrolyzing) activity; DNA binding. NCBI's taxonomy places the organism in Eukaryota, Metazoa, Chordata, Mammalia, Tubulidentata, Orycteropodidae. Gene Ontology annotation, biological process: meiotic DNA double-strand break formation; reciprocal meiotic recombination; meiotic DNA double-strand break processing. The record is from RefSeq and is a predicted model, not a curated record. Gene Ontology annotation, cellular component: nuclear chromosome.